GAGGGAAAGCGUGUGCCAACGAGACAUAGAUGCCGGUGGCGCGACCAGAGUCAUCUGAUUCUAGGAUCAUUGCUCACGUCGACAUGGAUUGCUUUUACGUUCAAGUGGAGCAACGCAAACAACCUCAUUUAAGAGGUCAACCAACUGCUGUAGUACAAUACAACUCUUGGAAAGGUGGGGGCCUGAUUGCUGUCAGUUAUGAGGCCAGGAAGGAUGGGGUGAAACGCUCAAUGCGAGGUGAUGAGGCAAAGAAAGUUUGUCCGCAAAUUCAGCUAGUCCAAGUUCCUGUGGCCCGUGGUAAAGCUGACUUAAGCAUAUAUCGGAAUGCAGGUUGUUUCCAUUCUUGCGAGAAAGGGUCGAUGCGAGCGUGCAUCAAUUGAUGAAGUGUACCUUGACCUCACUGAUGCUGCUGAAACAAUGUUGAAAGAAACACCACUAGAAAGCUUGGAAAGUAUCAAUGAAGAAGUUCUCAAAUCACAUGUUUUGGAGCUUAGUUCAAAUGGAAAUGAUGACAAAGAACUUGUGAGGGAAUGGCUGCAGAGGAGAGAUGCUGAUCACCGUGACAAGUUGUUAGCGUGUGGAGCCUUUAUUGUUGCUGAACUCAGGUUGCAAGUUUUACGGGAGACUGAGUUUACAUGUUCGGCAGGCAUUGCCCAUAACAAAAUGCUGGCUAAACUAGCAAGUGGCAUGAAUAAGCCUGCACAACAAACUAUUGUCCCCUUUGCAUCAGUGAAGGGGCUUCUUGAACCUUUGCCUAUAAAGAAAAUGAAACAGCUUGGUGGGAAGCUUGGGAGUUCCUUGCAAAUUGACCUCGGUGUGAAUACUGUUGGGGAUCUAUUGCAGUUCUCUCAGGAAAAACUACAAGAUUUCUAUGGUGUCAAUACCGGUACAUGGCUAUGGAAUGUUGCGAGAGGGAUCAGUGGGGAGGAAGUUGAGGGUCGCCUGCUCCCUAAGAGCCAUGGCUCUGGGAAGACAUUUCCUGGACCUAGGGCCUUAAAAACUCUUGCUGCUGUUGAAAAAUGGCUCAAAGAACUUUGUGAAGAAUUAAGUGAACGACUGCAGUCAGACCUGGAGAAGAAUAAACGAGUCGCACAUACACUUACUCUGCAUGCUAAUGCGUACAAGUCCACAGAUACAGAUUCAUACAAAAAGUUCCCUUCUAAGUCAUGUCCUUUGAGAUAUGGGGGAGGAAAGAUUCAAGAAGAUGCUGUAAAUCUUUUCCAAGCUGGAUUACGUGAAUACCUUGGGGCAUACAUAGGAAGCCAGUGCGGUGGAUGGGGAAUUACUGGUCUUUCUGUUUCAGCCAGUAAAAUUGUUCCUAUACCAUCUGGAACCUGUUCGAUUACAAGGUACUUCCAGUGUCGAGAUCAGUUUCACUCUUCAUCAGAACUGUCAGAUGAAAAAUUCAUACCCGAAGAUGAUCUUUUGUCACCAUCAAGAAGUGAGAGCCAUCCAGCCCCUCAUCAAACGGAGCAACAAACUGAAUGUGGUGGGGAAGAGGCUCCAGUCACAUAUGAUAUUACCAGUUUUGAUCAAUAUGAGAAUGCAUGUAAAGAUGAGCAGGCUAGCAGUGAUAUCACCAGAGAAGUUUCCCACUUAUUAUCAGGAGCUGAAAGCUGUUCAACUCCCAAGCAGAACGAACGACAACUGAGGUUACCUGGGAAAGAAUCGAAGAUGAAGUACCCUAGUGAUGGAAUAAGAUCAUAUGGACAGAAAAGAAAGGCAACAAAAGAAAAGGGAACAUCUUCCAUCCUAAGAUUUCUCCAAAGCAACUCUUGCUCGACGUCAAAGCAAGAUAACGUCAGUGCUCUCCAAGAAACAAAGCCUUUGUCGUCUGUAGUACAAGAACCACUAGUUAUGGAGAGUGAGAGCUUUCCCGGAAGUCAAAACGGACGGAGCACAAAUACAUGGAGUUACAAGGCGGAUGAAAUCGACCAAUCUGUGGUUGAUGAGUUACCACCGGAACUACAGGAAGAAGUUCGUACUUGGCUGCGGCCUCAAAAGCGUGCUAACAUGGUGAAACAAGGUUCUAGCAUCGCUCAUUACUUCCCUCCUAGCAAAAACGAACAGAGAAAUCCCAAGUAACCCCAAAGGUCACCGGUUCGAUUCUCUCGUAGGCCACUGUGGAUUUUCCUGGAUGUUUUGUACGCACCAUGGGAUUUUCCUGACUAUUUAGUCGAGGUAUGCACCAGCUGACCCGUACACGUACGGUUAAAGAACUGUAUAUAUUUAAGUGUUUGUAAAUAUUUAUCGUCAAAACAUAAAAAUGUAAUUUUAUUUGGAAUGCAUUUUAGAAAUUUGCAAAUUGUAAACUUGAAAAACUUUCCACAUCGCACAAAAUUUUACA
This is a messenger RNA of Cynara cardunculus var. scolymus (artichoke), 2347 nucleotides long. RefSeq names its product DNA polymerase eta. Gene Ontology annotation, cellular component: nucleus; site of double-strand break; replication fork. The coding region runs from base 325 to 2085 and encodes 586 amino acids. Gene Ontology annotation, biological process: response to radiation; error-prone translesion synthesis. The record is from RefSeq and is a predicted model, not a curated record. NCBI's taxonomy places the organism in Eukaryota, Viridiplantae, Streptophyta, Magnoliopsida, Asterales, Asteraceae. The transcript has 16 exons. Gene Ontology annotation, molecular function: DNA-directed DNA polymerase activity; damaged DNA binding.